UCGCGUCAUGUGGGGCGCCGGCGCAGAGAAGGAGAGAGGCGGGAACGCUGCGAGGCAAGGGCGGCCAGCUGGACUGAGGCAAACUUCGGCGAGGCCGUCGGAGUUUCCUGACGCGCGAUGGCUGCCCCCGCGGCAUAGAGACCCAGCUGCUCCGGCGAGCCCCAGGCUGUCGUCCUUCCGCGGUGUCCGACUGAGAGAGUUCUGGACACUUUGACCAUGUCGGUGCCUCUAGCCAAGCUGUCCUGCCCGGCAUAUCGUUGCCUUCAAACCUUAAAAUUUAAUAUUCUACCUCUGUGUGCUGCAAGAUGGUCUUCAACUUCUAUUGUACCUCGGAUUACAACCCACUAUACUGUUUAUCCCCGGGAUAAGGACAAGCGAUGGGAAGGAGUGAGCAUGGAGAGAUUUGCAGAAGAGGCAGAUGUGGUGAUCGUUGGUGCGGGCCCCGCAGGGCUCUCUGCUGCCAUCCGCCUGAAGCAGUUAGCUGCAGAGCACGGAAAGGACAUCCGCGUGUGUCUGGUGGAGAAAGCUGCUCAGAUAGGAGCUCACACACUCUCAGGAGCUUGCCUUGACCCAGGGGCUUUUAAAGAGCUCUUUCCAGACUGGAAGGAGAAGGGGGCUCCACUUAAUACUCCAGUAACAGAAGACAGAUUCGGAAUUUUAACAGAGAAAUACAGAAUUCCUGUGCCAAUUCUUCCAGGUCUUCCAAUGAACAAUCAUGGCAACUACAUUGUACGGCUGGGACAUUUAGUGAGCUGGAUGGGAGAACAAGCCGAAGCCCUCGGUGUUGAAGUGUACCCUGGUUAUGCUGCUGCCGAGGUGCUUUUCCAUGAAGAUGGUAGUGUAAAAGGAAUUGCCACCAACGAUGUAGGAAUACAGAAGGAUGGUGCCCCGAAGAUGACAUUUGAGAGAGGAUUGGAACUCCAUGCCAAAGUCACGAUCUUUGCAGAGGGUUGCCACGGACACCUGGCCAAGCAGCUCUACAAGACUUUCGACUUGAGGGCCAAUUGUGAUACCCAGACCUAUGGGAUUGGACUGAAGGAGUUGUGGAUCAUUGAUGAACAGAAGUGGAAGCCUGGGCGGGUGGACCACACUGUCGGCUGGCCCCUGGAUAGACACACAUACGGAGGCUCCUUCCUGUACCACCUCAAUGAAGGGGAGCCCCUCGUGGCUCUGGGCUUCGUGGUUGGUCUGGACUACCAAAAUCCCUACCUGAGUCCCUUUAGAGAGUUCCAAAGGUGGAAACACCACCCCAGCAUUCAGCCAACCCUGGAAGGUGGAAAAAGGAUUGCCUACGGAGCCAGAGCUCUCAAUGAAGGUGGCCUUCAGUCCAUACCGAAACUCACCUUUCCUGGUGGUUUACUAAUUGGUUGCAGCCCUGGUUUUAUGAAUGUUCCCAAGAUCAAAGGUACCCACACAGCAAUGAAAAGUGGAAGUUUGGCAGCAGAAUCAGUUUUUAAUCAACUAACUAAUGAAAAUCUCCAGUCAAACACAAUAGGACUCCAUGUAACUGAGUAUGAAGACAAUUUAAAGAAAUCUUGGGUAUGGAAGGAGCUGCAUUCUGUUAGAAAUAUAAGACCAUCCUGCCACGGAAUCCUGGGUGUAUAUGGAGGGAUGAUUUACACUGGAAUAUUCUACUGGAUAUUCAGAGGAAUGGAGCCUUGGACUCUAAAACAUAAAGGUUCUGACUCUGAUCAGCUCAGACCAGCCAAGGAUUGCACACCGAUCGAGUAUCCCAAGCCCGACGGCAAGAUCAGUUUUGACCUCUUGUCGUCAGUGGCUCUGAGCGGUACCAACCAUGAACAUGACCAGCCAGCGCACUUAACCCUGAAGGACGACAGCAUCCCGGUAAACAGGAACCUGGCAGUGUAUGAUGGGCCUGAGCAGCGCUUCUGCCCCGCAGGAGUUUAUGAAUUCGUACCCUUGGAACAAGGUGAUGGAUUUCGACUACAGAUAAAUGCCCAGAACUGUGUGCAUUGUAAAACAUGUGAUAUUAAGGAUCCAAGUCAGAAUAUCAACUGGGUGGUACCCGAAGGUGGAGGAGGACCUGCUUACAAUGGAAUGUGAACUGUAACUGAUUCUAUUUGUAGGCAUGUUUCAUAAUCAGAUUCUUUAAAAUGCAGAUGUGUGGCAAAACAACACAUAGCCAUCACAAAAUAAGUAUCAGUAAAAUAAAAAUUUUAUACAAUAUAUAACAUGGUCCCAUGAAAAUUAUGAAAUAUUUCUGUUAAGUAAAGCUUUAUAAACCUACUUAGUUCUUCAGAGAUUCCAGGCCUUUACAUCCAACUUGCUAAAUUUAAAUCAAGUAUAAAAAUUAAGACACUCUAGACCAGGGAUUGGCAUCCGGCUCAUCGCUUGUUAUGAAUAAAGUUUUAUUGACACACAGCCACUUCCACUGCUUACACAUUGUUACUAAGAAGUUACACUAGAGUUACAAUUGCAGAGCUGAGUAGUUGUGACAGACUAGAUGGUCCACAAAACCUGAACAUUUUACUGUCUGUCCUUUUGCAGCAGUGUCAGCCCCUGGAUGAGUGGUCUGUGUAUUAUGUACAAGUAUGUAACACCAGCACAGACUUAGCACAGAUACAUUACACAUUAAGAGAAUAAUACAUAAAUACAAACUCAAGCUCACACCUCAUUCAACAAGUUAUGACUUAGGAAUUUAAAACCAGGCUGGACACCAAACUGCAGAAAACAAUUACAAAAGAUCAACUUCACUGGCAUUUUGUAACAUUUUUUAUUAAGAGGGAGACAGUAUUUCUAAGCUGUAAACAAUGAACUGAAGUGUCAAAGGAAA
Messenger RNA from Fukomys damarensis (Damara mole-rat), 2794 nucleotides. It is a transcript of the gene Etfdh, whose product is annotated as electron transfer flavoprotein dehydrogenase. Gene Ontology annotation, cellular component: mitochondrial inner membrane. Gene Ontology annotation, biological process: electron transport chain. NCBI's taxonomy places the organism in Eukaryota, Metazoa, Chordata, Mammalia, Rodentia, Bathyergidae. The record is from RefSeq and is a predicted model, not a curated record. Gene Ontology annotation, molecular function: iron-sulfur cluster binding; electron-transferring-flavoprotein dehydrogenase activity. The coding region runs from base 217 to 2064 and encodes 615 amino acids. The transcript has 13 exons.